UAUUCAGUUUACAAAAACCCAGAAAACCUAAUAAUGGAUAUCGGGUCACUUUUACAGGAUACAUGUCCUGGAAACCUACAGGGUCUGUCAGGAUAUUUUUUUCUGACUUUAUUAAACAGUUUAAUGAGUUCCAAGUGCAAAUUAGGUAACACCAACGACUACACAGAAGACUAUGCGCCCAGAUUGAAAGAUGGAGAUGAGUUUGACUUUAUAGUGGUAGGUUCUGGAUCAGCUGGAGCAGUGGUAGCGAAUAAGCUAAGUGAAAAUCCCAACUGGAAAGUGUUGGUUCUAGAAGCUGGAGGUUAUCCAUCAGCAUCUAGUGAUAUACCGGCACUUGUAUUUGGUGGCCCAACUGAAGAAGAAAACUGGCAUUACCGAGCGGAACCCUCUCCGCAUUCUUCCCUAGGAUUCAAAGACAAGCAAUCUAUAUGGCCAAGGGUAAAGGUCUUGGAGGCACCAGCAUUUUAAAUGCCAUGAUAUACAUUAAAGGAAAUAAAAGAGAUUACGAUACUUGGGAGAAACUGGGAAAUACAGGAUGGGGUUGGGACACUGUAAAAGAACAUUUUAAGAAUUUGGAAAAUAUGCAAGCUGAAGGGGUUAGUGAUGAGUAUGGAAGGGGUGGUUAUAUGACACUUAAUAGAUAUCCUUCAGAUCAACCAAUUGCCAGCGCAAUAAUAGAGGCCUUCAAAGAAAUGAGAUUACCUCUUCUCAAUGAGGAAAACCCGGCAAAUCCUCUAGGAGUAUUGACAGGUUUUCAAUGUAUCAAAGAUGGAAUUAGAUUCAAUACAGGAAGAGCAUUUUUGGGCCAAGUUAAAAGCAGAUCAAACCUUAUGACUGCUUUGCACUCUUUUGUACAGAAAGUAAAUAUAAAUCGAAAGAGCAAAUCAGCAACCGGAGUGCAAGUCAAUGUUAGAGGAACAAUUAUAAACGUAAAAGCUAAGAAAGAGGUUAUAGUUUCCGGUGGAACCGUCAACUCACCACAGCUGUUGAUGCUAUCUGGUAUAGGGCCGAAAAAUCAUCUUGAAAAAGUGAACGUGGAUCCCAUUAAAGAUCUGCCCGUUGGUGAACACUUAGAAGACCAUACAUUGCAUGCCGGAUUUUUCGUGAAGGUUAAUCCCGAAAUACAACUUAUAGAUAAUCAGCUAGAUACGAUCUACAAGUACUUCGCCCACCAAGAAGGAAAAUUAGGAACUCUCAUGAUCACCAACAUCAUGGCAUCAGCGUUUCCAUCAGUAAUGGGACUAAAAAAUGAGAUCUUAGCAAAUAUAAAUGAUGCGAUUGAAAAAAAAUCAGUGCUGGGAAUUACCUCUACCGUACUUAAUCCAAAGUCUCAAGGAAAAAUUUUGUUAAAAACCAGUAAUGCCAACGAUAAGCCAUUAAUCUAUUCUGGAUAUUUAUCAGAUCAAAAUGGUGAGGAUAUGGCCAUCAUGCUGGAAUCUUUAAGAUUUUUGGAAAAUCUUAUAGAAACUUCCUCUCUGAAAAAGUAUGAUCCACAAAUAAUGCAGUUGAAUCUUCCAGAAUGCGACAAAUUUGAGUUCCGUUCAGAUGACUAUUGGAAGUGCUCAAUAAGAUAUCUCACUACAACUAUCUUCCAUCCCACAGGAACCUGCAAGAUGGGACCCUCAGACGAUGGAACUGCUGUGGUUGAUCUAGAGUUGAGAGUGUUUGGAAUCGAUAACUUAAGAGUGGCUGAUGCUAGUAUUAUGCCAAAUAUAAAUAAGACAGACAAGACACCAAGGGAUACUGCAAGAACUAGAAGGAGGAAGAGAAAUGUCCGAGAAAGUAAAGAAAAUACUUUCGGGAAAAGCGUGUCUAGAGUGAUGACAAAAGGGGGCACUGCCAAAAAGAGAAUCUUAGUGCAGAAAAGCCCACCAGACAGUACGACAGAAGCAAUUAAGAAGGCAGUAGUGGAAGCUGCAGGCAAAGAACAGGCCAGUGACAUAGUCAGAGCCUGGACAGAAGGACGAGGCGACGCGAAAGGUAUGAAAAGCGCUAUGAUAGAUGUCGACGAAGACGCUGUUGAAAAAGUUGAAAAAGUAUAUGAAAAGGAUACGAGUGGACUUUACAUCUUGUCAAAUGGUGGAAGCAAGGGCAAAGAUACCCAGAUGUAG
Diabrotica balteata is the source of this 2111-nucleotide messenger RNA. The record is from the annotation of a GenBank genome assembly. NCBI's taxonomy places the organism in Eukaryota, Metazoa, Arthropoda, Insecta, Coleoptera, Chrysomelidae.